Hemiscyllium ocellatum (epaulette shark) is the source of this 2415-nucleotide messenger RNA. It is a transcript of the gene cep76, whose product is annotated as centrosomal protein 76. The record is from RefSeq and is a predicted model, not a curated record. The coding region runs from base 265 to 2178 and encodes 637 amino acids. Lineage: Eukaryota; Metazoa; Chordata; Chondrichthyes; Orectolobiformes; Hemiscylliidae. The transcript has 13 exons.
UGGUAAUCCUAGGCGUCAUGUCGCUGCCGCCAGAGAAGGCUCUGGAACUCAAACAAAUCAUUCGCAACCAGCUGACCCAGGUCUUGAUUAAGUCACCUCUCAAUCUUCUUCUCUCCAGCGAAAACAACCUCAGUUUCCUCAGCCUUUCCUCGUAAGACCUUCCUUCCAUACCAGGCAACAUCCUAGUAAAUCUCCUCUGCACCCUUUCCAAAGCUUCCACAUCCUUUCUGAAAACAGUGACCAGAACUGCACGCAGUACUCCAGAUGAACAUCCAUGAAACGAUCAGAGAAAUCUUAGGAGAAUCAGUUCAGGAAGAACUAGGGGUUUCUUCGCAAACUUUAUCUGAGGCUGAUCUCAUAAAAGCAUUACAACGACGAGGCAUUGUGGAUGAUGUCAUGAAGGAACUCAAAUUUUUAACAGUCAAAGAAGAUACAUCCAGUUCAAAACCAGCCGCACACUUUAUUGACAAGGAGCCAGCUGAAUUAAAGAAAACAAGCAUUGAUCCCACCAGAAGAAACAUAUACCUUCAGGUUUUGGGUGGCAAAGCUUUUCUGGAGCAUUUACAGGAACCACAGCCAUUACCAGGGCAAACAUGCUCUACGUUUACACUCUUCUUACAUUUCCGAAAUCAACGCUUCCGCUCCAAGCCAGUACCUUGUGCCUGUGAGCCUGAUCUGCAGGAUGGGUUUCUGCUGGAAGUUCACAAAGACAAUUUAGGCGAUGGCAGUAAGAUGGCUGAUGCAACAACUUUAUUAUCAAUCUGUGAUCCUGUGCACAUCGUUCUUAUAAAGACAGAUACAUCUGGAGAAACAACUUUAAUGGCUUCACACUAUUUGGAAUGGCGGUCUUUGCUGAGCUCCCCAGAUGGAAAAAUGAACAUGUCUUUAGAGCUAUUGGGUGUGGGCACAGAGUCUAAAGUUCCAGUUGGAAUUUUGAAUAUAAAACUUGAAAUAUAUCCCCGGCUGGUGCAACCAUUAAACCAAGAAAUAGUAAAUACUCAGCUAGCAUUAGAGCGUAAAAAGACUGCAGAAAAGGAACGCUUAUUCCUUGUAUAUGCCAAGCAAUGGUGGAGAGAGUACCUUCAGAUCAGACCUUCACACAACACCAGACUUGUGAAAAUCUUUGCACAGGAUGAGAAUGGGGUGAACCGUCCAGUUUGCUCCUAUGUAAGACCACUGCGUGCUGGGAGGCUUCUGGACACACCAAGGCAGGCAGCCCGAUUUGUCAAUGUGCUUGGUUAUGAAAGAGCAGUCGGGGUUGGAGGUGGAUCGAAGCAAGAGCAGUGGUGUACUCUGCUGCCUUUUCUCUGCAGAGGCAAGGGAGACUGUGAAGAUCAUGCCACCUUACUGUGCAGUUUGCUGUUGGGUUUUGGAUUGGAUGCUUAUGUGUGCGUUGGAACGAAAGCAAAAAGGAUCCCUCACACUUGGGUGAUGACUUAUGGAACUGAUGGAACGGUCGUUUUCUGGGAGAGUUUAACUGGACACAGAUAUGUUCACAGGCCUGUUAAUCCUGAUGACCCACCACUCGUAGACCAACCAAAAAGGACAUAUCCAUAUUGUUCGAUAGGCAGCAUUUUCAAUCACCAGAGCUUCCAUGCUAACUGCCAGCCGUCUGACACUGUCGAACUGUGUCACUUUGCCCUAAAUGAUGAGUCGAAGUGGAAAUCCAUGAGUAUGGAGGCCAUAAAAUCUGUAUGUGCUCCUGGGUCAUCUGUUUCACUGCCGCCAUUUCCGCCUUUGUGUGCUCCCACAAUUGAUGGUGCAGCUGCGAGCAAUGAGAUUGAGCUGGUUUUGAGGAGUCUGAUGUCUGAGCAUAGGAAGGAUCUCGGUCUGAACACUGUGUGGGAUGACCAUCUGUCUUACCUGCUGUCACCAGCACUGGCUGCAUAUGAGAUUGAGCGCACAACAGGAGUGUCUGCAGGUAAUGAGGAGUUCCAGGAUGCUAUCAAAAGAGCAGUGCCAGAUGGACAUACCUUCAAAGGUUUCCCUAUUCACUUUGUCCAUCGAAAUCCAAGGAGAGCAUUUGCAACAUGUUUAAGGUCUCCAUUCUGUGAGGAAAUUGUUUGCUGUCGAGGGGAUCAGGUACGCCUGGCUGUCCGUGUGCGAGUGUAUCCAUACCCUGAAUCUGCCUGUGCAGUGUGGAUUAUGUUUGCAUGCAAAUACCGCUCAGUUCUGUGAUGCAACUGAGUGUAUAAAUGAUACAUGUUUCUUCUUGCUGUCUUCGCAAAGACCUUCCUGCAGGACUAUACCUUUUCAAUGUUCCAAGAACAUGAUGUGCUGUAGACCUAUCAUACAUCUUGUUGUUUGUGCACUGUGUAUUUAUGAAGAAAAUAAUCUCUGGAAAUUGUAUAAAGUUUUUUUUUACAAAAUGUAUAAAAUAUUUUGCUAAACAAUAAAGUUUGUUAAUUUAGGUAA